UGGCUGCCCGGUUCUUGCACUCGCUGGAAAGCAGCUCCGGGCCAGGAGCUAUUGCAAAGCGAGGGUGCGCUACCAGACCGAGAGGGGAGAGCCCUGCUCAGAGUGAGCAACACCGCAGCCAAGGCGGAGGCCGAAGAGGGGUGCCAGGCACCAAUCCCCGCGUGGCCUCAGCCCCGGAGGCGCCUCCGAGAGCUUCUUGUCCCCGCAGAGCCACUCUGCCUGUGCCUGACUCUCAGUGACUCCAACUUUGCGCUGGAAGAAAAACUUCCCGCGCGCCGGCAGAACUGCAGCACCUCCUCUUAGUGACUCCGGGAGCUUCGGCUGUAGCCGGCUCUGCGCGUCCCUCCAGCGAAUAAUAGAAAUUGUUAAUUUUAGCAAUCCAGAGCAGGCCAGCGAGCCUUUCCUCUCCCGACCCGAACCAAAAGCUCCCUCGCUCCGUGCGCUGCUGCAAACAGUGUCUCCUGGGGCUCCAAUGCAGCGGGCUGUACCCGAGGGGUUCGGAAGGCGCAAGCUGGGCAGCGACAUGGGGACGGCGGAGCGGGCGCGGGGGUCUCGGUGCCUCGGGCCCACGCCCACGCUGCUGCUGCUCGCCGCGGCGCUGCUGGCGGUGUCGGUGUCGGACGCACUCCGGCGCCCCGCCGAGGAGGACGAGGAGCUGGUGGUCCCGGAGCUGGAGCGCGCCCCGGGACACGGGACCACGCGCCUCCGCCUGCACGCCUUUGGCCAGCCGCUGGAUCUGGAGCUCCGGCCUGACCGCAGCUUUUUGGCGCCCGGCUUCACGCUCCAGAACUUGGGGCGCCGACCCGGGUCCGAGACGCCACUUCCGGAAACCGACCUGGCGCACUGCUUCUACUCCGGCACCGUGAAUGGUGAUCCCAGCUCGGCUGCCGCCCUCAGCCUCUGCGAGGGCGUGCGCGGCGCCUUCUACCUGCGGGGCGAGGCGUAUUUUAUCCAGCCGCUGCCCGCCGCCAGCGAGCGCCUAGCCACCGCCACGCCGGGGGAGAAGCCAUCGGCACCACUACAGUUCCAUCUCCUGCGGCGGAAUCGGCAGGGCGACAGCGGCGGCAAGUGCGGGGUCGUGGACGAUGAGCCCGGGCCGACUGGGAAAACGGAGACGGAGGACCGGGAAGAAGGGAUGGAGGGCGACGAGGAAGGGGCGCAGUGGCCGCCGCAGGACCCGGCACUGCAACGCGUAGGACAGCCCACAGGAACUGGAAGCAUAAGAAAGAAGCGAUUUGUGUCCAGUCACCGCUAUGUGGAAACCAUGCUUGUGGCAGACCACUCAAUGGCAGAAUUUCACGGCAGUGGUCUGAAGCAUUACCUUCUCACCUUGUUUUCGGUGGCAGCCAGGUUGUACAAACACCCCAGCAUUCGUAAUUCAGUUAGCCUGGUGGUAGUGAAGAUCUUGGUCAUCCACGAGGAACAGAAAGGGCCAGAAGUGACUUCCAAUGCUGCCCUCACUCUGCGGAACUUCUGCAACUGGCAAAAGCAGCACAACCCACCCAGUGACCGGGACACAGAGCACUAUGACACAGCAAUUCUUUUCACCAGACAGGACUUGUGUGGGUCCCAGACUUGUGAUACACUUGGGAUGGCUGAUGUUGGAACUGUGUGUGAUCCGAGCAGAAGCUGCUCUGUCAUAGAAGAUGAUGGUUUACAAGCUGCCUUCACCACAGCCCAUGAGUUAGGCCAUGUGUUUAACAUGCCACAUGAUGAUGCAAAGCAAUGUACCAGCCUUAACGGUGUGAACCGGGAUUCCCACAUGAUGGCAUCAAUGCUUUCCAACUUGGACCAUAGCCAGCCUUGGUCUCCUUGCAGUGCCUACAUGAUCACAUCAUUUCUGGAUAAUGGUCAUGGGGAAUGUUUGAUGGACAAGCCCCAGAAUCCCAUACAGCUCCCGGCUGAUCUCCCUGGCACCUCAUAUGAUGCCAACCGGCAGUGCCAGUUUACAUUUGGGGAGGACUCCAAACACUGCCCUGAUGCAGCCAGCACAUGCACCACUUUGUGGUGUACCGGCACCUCUGGCGGGGUGCUGGUGUGCCAAACCAAACACUUCCCCUGGGCAGAUGGCACCAACUGUGGAGAAGGGAAAUGGUGUAUCGACGGCAAGUGUGUGAACAAAACCGACAGAAAGCAUUUUGAUACUCCUUUUCAUGGAAGCUGGGGGAUGUGGGGGCCUUGGGGAGACUGUUCGAGAACGUGCGGCGGCGGAGUUCAGUACACAAUGAGGGAAUGUGACAACCCAGUCCCAAAGAACGGAGGGAAGUACUGUGAAGGCAAACGAGUGCGCUACAGAUCCUGUAACAUUGAGGACUGUCCAGACAAUAAUGGCAAAACCUUUAGAGAAGAGCAAUGUGAGGCACACAAUGAGUUUUCAAAAGCUUCCUUUGGGAGUGGGCCCACGGUGGAAUGGAUUCCCAAGUAUGCUGGUGUCUCACCAAAGGACAGAUGCAAGCUCAUCUGCCAAGCCAAAGGCAUUGGCUACUUCUUCGUUUUGCAGCCCAAGGUUGUAGAUGGUACUCCAUGUAGCCCAGAUUCUACCUCUGUCUGUGUGCAAGGACAGUGUGUAAAAGCUGGUUGUGAUCGCAUCAUAGACUCCAAAAAGAAGUUUGAUAAAUGUGGCGUUUGUGGGGGAAAUGGAUCUACGUGUAAGAAAAUAUCAGGAUCAGUUACUAGUGCAAAACCUGGAUAUCAUGAUAUCAUCACAAUUCCAACUGGAGCCACCAACAUCGAAGUGAAGCAGCGGAACCAGAGGGGAUCCAGGAACAAUGGCAGCUUUCUUGCCAUCAAAGCUGCUGAUGGCACAUAUAUUCUUAAUGGUGAUUAUACUUUGUCCACCUUAGAGCAAGACAUUAUGUACAAAGGUGUUGUCUUGAGGUACAGCGGCUCCUCUGCGGCACUGGAAAGAAUUCGCAGCUUUAGCCCACUCAAAGAGCCCUUGACCAUCCAGGUUCUUACUGUGGGCAACACCCUUCGACCUAAAAUCAAAUACACCUAUUUCAUAAAGAAGAAGAAGGAAUCUUUCAAUGCUAUCCCCACUUUUUCAGCAUGGGUCAUUGAAGAAUGGGGCGAAUGUUCUAAGUCGUGUGAAUUGGGUUGGCAGACAAGACUGGUAGAAUGCCGAGACAUUAAUGGACAGCCUGCUUCAGAGUGUGCAAAGGAAGUAAAGCCAGCCAGCACCAGACCUUGUGCAGACCAUCCCUGCCCCCAGUGGCAGCUGGGGGAGUGGUCAUCAUGUUCUAAGACCUGUGGGAAGGGUUACAAAAAAAGAACCUUGAAGUGUCUGUCCCAUGAUGGGGGGGUGUUAUCUCAUGAGAGCUGUGAUCCUUUAAAGAAACCUAAACAUUUCAUAGACUUUUGCACAAUGGCAGAAUGCAGUUAAGCAGUGUUAGUUUUGAGGGCAAGGCAAGGUGAGGAAGGACUGGUGCACUGAAAUCAAGAAAGCUGGAGGGAUCCAGUGUAUCUUGCCGGUAACCAGGGAGGUGUUUCAGUAAGGUGGGAUUAUGGGAGAUAGAAAAGGAGUUGAAUCAUCGGAGUAAACUGCCAAUUGCAAAUGUGAUAGGAUAGUUAGUGAGGAUUAUUAACCUCUGAGCAGUGAUAUAGCAUAAGAAAGCCCCAGGGCAUUAUUAUUAUUAUUUCUUUUGUUACAUCUAUUACAAGUUUCAAAAAACAGAAGCAAUUGUCAAGAAAAGCUAGAACUAUGACAACCCCUGUUUCCUGGUACUUAUCAAAUACUUUGUAUCAUAGGGGUUGAGAAAUGAAUAGCAGGAGAAAGAUGAGAUUUUACUGAGACCUGUUUUACUUUACCUCACUAACAAUGGGGGGAGAAAGGAGUACAAAUAGAAUCUUUGACCAGCACUGUUUAUGGCUGCUAUGGUGGUUUCAGAGAAUGUUUAUACAUUAUUUCUCCCAAGAAUUAAAAUAAGUUCAGAUUGUUCAGCAUGAGAGAAGGGAUCAGCAAUGUGAAAUGACUCAAGCGGCUUCCUCUUUCCAUUUUUGUACCAUCUCAGUCUUUAUUUGUAUAAUUCACCUUGAGGACAAAACAAUUCCAUGUAUUUAUUAAAGUUCAUUAAGUCUACAGUGGAAAAAAAGCGGUGAAGUAUUAGGUGCUGGUAAAAAACUAGAAGAGACACAAUGAGCUCAGUACCUCCAACUUUUUGUUUUCCUACCAUGUACACCUGCUUAGGGAAUAUGGAUGUAAAAAAGUAACUUGUGUCUCAUGAAAAUCAGUACAAUCGCACAAGGAGGAUGAAAUGCUGGAACAAAAAUGGGGUGUGUAGAACAGAAUCCCACAGGUUUGGGGACAUUGAGAUCACUGUCUCAUGGUGGGGAGGCUGCUGAGGGGUAGCAGGUCCAUCUCCAGCAGCUGGUCCAACAGUCGUAUCCUAGUGAAUGUCUAUUCAGCCCUUCUGUGAGAAUACGAUUUUUUCCAUAUGUACAUAGUAAAAUAUCUUACUAUAAAUUAUAUGUACUUUAUAAGUAUUGGUUUGGGUGUUCCUUCCAAGAAGGACUAUAGUUAGUAAUAAAUGCCUAUAAUAACAUAUUUAUUUUUAUACAUUUAUUUCUAAUGAAAAAACUUUUAAAUUAUAUCGCUUUUGUGAAAGUGCAUAUAAAAUAGAGUAUUUAUACAAUAUAUGUUACUAGAAAUAAAAGAACACUUUUGGAAUGUGUGUGUCUGUUUUUUGAAGUGGGAAUUAAUUCCUGGGAAGGAAACCUGAAAAUACAAACAUUGAAUCUGAAGACUGGUUGUUUUCUUAAAUUAUUUGGCAAUAAGAUUUUGUUCUAGAGGUAGGUGGAGCAAGAUGGCCAAAUAGAAGAUUUUGUUCUGGUGAAAUACAUUUCUUGUAUCCUUGGAAUACGUGAUUACUAAAAAGAAAGAAAUAUGAUAUUGUUUGUUACUAAAGUUUCUAACAAUAUUUACCAGUGGUUGGCAAACUUUUUGUAAAAAGCCAAAUGGUAAAUAUUCACAACUUUGUCAAUCAUGUCAAUAACUAUCCUGUCAACACCAUCUCUGUCACAAUUGCUCAACUAUGCUGUUGUAGCAAAAAAGUAGCCAUCAAGAAUGAGUAAGUGAAUGGACAUGGCCGUGUUCUAAUAAAACUACUUGCAAAAACAAA
Molecule: messenger RNA, 5117 nt
Organism: Sapajus apella (tufted capuchin)
Lineage: Eukaryota; Metazoa; Chordata; Mammalia; Primates; Cebidae
Gene: ADAMTS1
Product: ADAM metallopeptidase with thrombospondin type 1 motif 1
Exons: 9
Coding region: 473-3382 (969 amino acids)
Biological process (GO): extracellular matrix organization; proteolysis
Cellular component (GO): extracellular matrix
Molecular function (GO): metalloendopeptidase activity; zinc ion binding
Source: RefSeq, a predicted model, not a curated record